AUGAAUUACGGCGACCCCUGGCUCGUCUUGUCCCCACCCUCCGCCUUGCCCUCCUUUGCCUCGCCGUUCUCCUCUCGCGCGCGUUCCGCUCGUCCAUGCGAACCCGACCUCGCCGCCCUCUGCGCGCUCGUUCAACUCGCCGGCGCGCAGCACCACGUCCCCACCAACAUCGUCGGCAAGGUUCUCAGGGAAUCGGUGGUCAUCGCGGAGGUCGAGCGCAAGCACCUUGGCGGUUUCGACGACCACAAGCCAUUCGCCGAACUCCCUCACGAGCGUAUGACACAAGCUUCUCAAGACUUCGACACCUCUGGUCGGACCAUCGCUCCCUACCUCUAUCUGCCCCUUGCACACCCCAAAGGCGUGCGGCUCACCCUCGCGCGCAUCUCCGGCAAGUUCUCUCCACGUCAGCUCGUGAUGCUCGACCUCCGUCUGGAUUGGCAGUAUCUCAGGUGA
Molecule: messenger RNA, 453 nt
Organism: Epithele typhae
Lineage: Eukaryota; Fungi; Basidiomycota; Agaricomycetes; Polyporales; Epitheliaceae
Exons: 3
Coding region: 1-453 (150 amino acids)
Source: RefSeq, a predicted model, not a curated record